Molecule: messenger RNA, 3618 nt
Organism: Miniopterus natalensis
Lineage: Eukaryota; Metazoa; Chordata; Mammalia; Chiroptera; Miniopteridae
Source: RefSeq, a predicted model, not a curated record
AUGUUGGGCUGGGUCCAGAGGGUGCUGCCUCAGCCCCCAGGGACCCCUCAGAAGACCAGGAUGGAGGAGGAGGAGGGGGCAGAACCAGAGCCAGAGCCUGACCUGGAGGCAGAGCUGGAACCAGUGCCAGAGCCUGAAAGAGCCCCCCAGGAGGCCAAGCUAGAAGAUGAGUCCCUGCCACCCGAGGAGCCAUCUGAAGGGGAAGAAGAAGCUGCGGCUGACCCAAACCCUCAGGAGACCCAGAAGGCUGCCUCUACUCCACGCACAUGUCUUCAGGCCCAGGUUGCUGUGAUUCCCACAGUGAACAGUCCCAGCACCUGGGUGCUGACCUGGCUCAGGAAGGGCGUGGAGAAGGUUGUCCCACAGCCUGUCCAUAGCCGUGGGCCCGCCCAGAGCACUGCGGCCAGCCUGGAGGGCCCAGAUCAGGCAGGAGCACAGAUCCUUGGGCACUGCAGCACUAGGGCCUCAGAUGGAUCCAGUGAGGCCUCCAGGGCAAAGGACACUGGGCCUGGGCCCUGGCUGCUCAGGUGGUUUGAGCAGAAUCUGGAGAAAGUGCUGCCUCAGCCUCCAAAAACCUCCGAGGGCUGCAGAGAAGAGCCUGCAGACAUUGCCAUGGGCCCAGAGCCCCCAGGAUGUGCCUUGGAAAUGGAGCCCAUGCUGCAGGCCCUGGAGACUCAUCCCCUGCCCACUCCUGGCCCCCCAGAGCCUGAGGAGGAGCUGACUCCAGAGCCCCAGCCCAGCUUCCAGGCUUCUUCCUUGCCACCCCCUGGGGACAUUGCCAGGUUGGUGGCGUGGCUCCUGCAUAGACUGGAGAUGGUCCUGCCACAGCCAGUGCUCCGUGAGGAGGCUGGGGCACAGGAGCCUGACUCCCCUGUGACAUGUGACGUGCAGUCCAUCAGCAUCCUCCCCGGAGGGCAAGAGGAGCCCAAUCUCGUCCUAGAAGGGGCUGACCCUCCCUGGGAGGAGGGCGAGCUUCCGGAUGGCUCAGAGGCGGUGGCUUCAGCUCACGAAGGAGAGAAGGAGGCCGUGGAAGGGAUGCACAGGGAGCUUCCCUGGAUUCAAGAGGAGAAAGAAGAUGAAGAGGAGGAAGAGCCUGACCAGGGAGAUGAGGAGGAGCCAGAAAGUGCUGAGAAAGAGGCUCAUGUCCUGCUGGAUAGCUGUCUGGUGGCAGAGGCCGGCCAGGACCCGAGUGGAGUAGACAGGACGGUCACCCGGAGGGCCUCAUGCCAGGAUUACAGCAAGGCUCCUGGGACCUGGCUUCUCUCUCUCUGACUGUCCCCUCCUUCCUCUCCCCAAGUGCCUGCCACUGAAGAGCACCCAGAAGUGCGGGUAGAAGAUACCAAUGCUGACAGCCACCCCCACACCGUGGAGGACAAGCCCCCCUCGCCUGAGCUGUUGCCGCCUUCUCCUGCCAAAUCCGACACCCUCACAGUCCCAGGAUCAGCUGCAGGGACCCACAGGAAGAGGCUGCCUUCCCAAGAUGACGAAGUCGAAGAGCUCAAGGUGCUGUCACCUGCUGAGACCCCCGUUGUUGCCUGGUCAGACACCCCCGUCCCACAGGGCACCGACAGCCAGGACCGCUCGUCCUCCACAGCCAGCCAGAACAGCGCCAUCAUCAACGAGCGGCUCCAGGAGCUGGUGAAGCUCUUCAAGGAGCGCACGGAGAAGGUGAAGGAGAAGCUCAUCGACCCAGACGUCACGUCCGAUGAGGAGAGCCCCAAGCCCUCUCCAGCCAACAAAGCCCCAGAGCCAGCCCCUGACACGAAGCCAGAUGAGGCGGUGCAGGUGGAGGAGGAGCACUACUGUGACAUGCUCUGCUGCAAGUUCAAACGCCGCCCCUGGAAGAAGUACGAGUUUCCCCAGAGCAUUGACCCACUGACCAACCUGAUGUACAUCCUGUGGCUGUUCUUCGUGGUGCUGGCCUGGAACUGGAACUGCUGGCUGAUCCCUGUGCGCUGGGCCUUCCCCUACCAGACGCCCGACAACAUCCACCUCUGGCUGCUGAUGGAUUACCUGUGCGACUUCAUCUAUGUCCUGGACAUCACCGUGUUCCAGAUGCGCCUGCAGUUUGUCAAGGGAGGAGACAUCAUUACGGACAAAAAAGAGAUGCGCAAUAACUACCUGAAGUCUCCUCGCUUUAAGAUGGACGUGCUCUGCCUACUGCCCUUGGACUUUCUCUACUUGAAAUUCGGCGUGAAUCCCCUCCUGCGUUUGCCCCGCUGUCUGAAGUAUCUGGCCUUCUUUGAGUUUAACAGCCGCCUGGAAUCCAUCCUCAGCAAAGCCUAUGUUUACAGGGUUAUCAGGACCACCGCCUACUUGCUCUACAGUUUGCAUUUGAACUCGUGUCUGUAUUACUGGGCGUCGGCCUAUCAGGGCAUCGGCUCCACUCACUGGGUUUAUGAUGGCGUGGGAAACAGUUACAUUCGCUGUUACUACUGGGCUGUGAAGACCCUCAUCACCAUUGGUGGACUGCCCGACCCCAAGACGCUGUUCGAGAUUGUCUUCCAGCUGCUGAACUAUUUCACCGGUGUCUUUGCUUUCUCCGUGAUGAUCGGACAGAUGAGAGAUGUGGUGGGGGCCGCCACGGCGGGGCAGACCUACUAUCGCAGCUGCAUGGACAGUACUGUGAAGUACAUGAACUUCUACAAGAUCCCCAGGUCGGUGCAGAACCGCGUCAAGACCUGGUACGAGUACACCUGGCACUCCCAAGGCAUGCUGGACGAAUCGGAGCUGAUGGUGCAGCUUCCAGACAAGAUGCGGCUGGACUUGGCCAUCGACGUGAACUACGACAUUGUCAGCAAAGUGGCGCUCUUCCAGGGCUGUGACCGGCAGAUGAUCUUCGACAUGCUGAAGCGGCUGCGCUCUGUUGUCUACCUGCCCAAUGACUACGUGUGCAAGAAGGGAGAGAUAGGCCGGGAGAUGUACAUCAUCCAGGCGGGGCAGGUGCAGGUCUUGGGUGGCCCUGAUGGGAAGUCCGUGCUGGUGACACUGAAAGCUGGAUCUGUAUUUGGAGAAAUAAGCUUGCUGGCUGCUGGGGGCGGGAAUCGGCGCACGGCCAACGUGGCGGCCCACGGGUUCACCAACCUCUUCAUCCUGGACAAGAAGGACCUGAAUGAAAUUUUGGUGCAUUACCCCGAGUCUCAGAAGUUACUCCGGAAGAAGGCCAGGCGCAUGCUGAAAAAUAACAACAAGCCCAAGGAGAAGAGCGUGCUCAUCCUUCCUCCCCGGGCCGGCACCCCCAAGCUCUUCAACGCUGCCCUGGCUGCUGCAGGAAAGAUGGGUGUCCAGGGGGCAAAAGGCGGCAAGCUGGCCCACCUCAGGGCUCGGCUCAAAGAGCUGGCUGCGCUGGAGGCGGCUGCGAAACAGCAACAGUUGCUAGAACAGGCCAAGAGCUCGGAAGACGCCGUGGGAGAGGAGGGCUCUGCCGCCCCUGACCAGCCUGCACCCCCGGAACCCCCGGCCCCAGGCUCUCAGCCACCUGCCUCCCCAGGGCGCGCCGAGAAGGAGGCUGCUGGUCCAGAGGAGCACAUGGUGCGGAUCCACAUGAGCCCGGGUGUAGACCCUGGAGAACAGAUCCUGUCGGUGGAGAUCCCGGAGGAGAGGAAAGAGGCGGAGUGA